This is a messenger RNA of Microthlaspi erraticum, 1602 nucleotides long. NCBI's taxonomy places the organism in Eukaryota, Viridiplantae, Streptophyta, Magnoliopsida, Brassicales, Brassicaceae. The record is from the annotation of a GenBank genome assembly.
AUGGGGUCGGUCCCCGAUCCAGGCGAGUUGACCGAGUUAGCUCAGCCGAGUUUCGAGGAGUUUCAGAGACAGUCGUCGUUGAUGAAUAGCUGCACUCUUCUGUGGCAGGAGCUCUCCGAUCACUUCACUUCUCUGGAGCAGAACCUGAUGAAGAAAUCGGAAGCGCUGAAGCAGAUGAUUGAAUCCCUAGAUACUCAGACUCAGACCUCGCUCGAGUCACUCAAGCGUAGGGAGGUUACUAUUGAUCAGAGUGUUGAGAUCGUCGCUGGGAAAGUUGGGAAACGCGCCAGAGCUGCUCUGGAAUCGCUUGAGAAAGCUAGAGACGGUGGUUCAAAUGGAGACGACUCCGGCGAGGUCGAUGACGACGAAGGGCUUCUCACCGCACUGAAAUCGCUCUGUUUGAAGAUGGACGCUAGAGGAUUCUGGAGCUUCGUGACGGCGAGGAAAAAGGAACUGGAGAAUCUCCGGUCACAGAUUCCGGCUGCGCUGGGCGAUUGUGUAGAUCCGGCGAUGUUAGUGCUCGACGCGAUUUCCGAGGUUUUUCCGGUGGACAAAAGAGCAUCCGGAGAGAAAGUGAGCAACGAUUUCGGAUGGGCUUGUGUGGUGAUUCUGGAGAGUUUGACACCUGUAAUGGUCGAUCCAGUGAUCGGGAAAUCGCGGCUGCUUGUUACCCCGAGCGUCAAGGAGAAGGCCAAAGAGAUCGCAGAGACGUGGAAGAAGAGCUUGGAGGAGAGAGGAAGGAUAGAGAAUGUGAAGACUCCUGAUGUGCAUACUUUUCUGCUGCAUCUUGUCACGUUUGGAAUUGUUAAAAGAGAAGAUCUUCCUCUCUACAGAAAGCUUGUCGUUGGAUCUGCGUGGCGCAAACAGAUGCCAAAGCUUGCUGUUUCUGUUGGUUUGGGUGAUCAAAUGCCUGAUAUGAUUGGAGAGUUGAUCAGCAGGGGACAACAGCUUGACGCUGUUCAUUUUGCGUAUGAAGUUGGCCUUGUGGAUAAGUUCCCUCCUGUUCCUCUGCUCAAAGCCUAUCUAAGAGACGCAAAGAAGACAACAGCCUCUACCAUGGAAGACUCCAGCAAUACUAGCCGACCUACGCAUCUCGCGCGCAAGGAGCAAUCAGCACUUAGAGCGGUCUUGAAAUGCAUAGAAGAGUACAAACUCGAGCAAGACUUCCCUCCAGAGAACCUCAAGAAGCGUUUGGAUCAGCUAGAGAGAACCAAAACCGAGAAGAGGAAACCAGCAGCCGUACCAGCAAACAAGAGAACCCGAGCCAGCUACAACGGUCCAAUGCCACCAGCGAAAGCCGGUCGUAUCACAAACGCAUACGUCUCUUCUUUCCCGUUCAUCAGAUCACCGUCUCACUCUCCUCAGUACGCUUCACCAGCUGCUUACCAAUCACCACCUACCACUGUCUACAGCAACAGGAGCCCUCCUUAUCCUUACUCCCCUGAGCUUAUCCCUGCCUCGUACCAAGGCUCUCCUAUCGGUUACCCGGCUUACAACGGUUAUUGCACCGGUCCGGUUCCUGCUCCAGCUCCUCCGGUUUACCACCCGCACUACCAUCAGCAGCACCACCAACACACCCACCAUCAGCAAGCUUACUACUGA